CUGAGUAGGCCUAAAUGUGAUCAUAGUCCUGGGCAUAGAAAUCCUCAGUGUGAACUUGUAAUGACUAUCUAUUGAGCAACUGAACUGAUGUGCCCCAAAGAAGAGACUAAAGCUAUAGCCUGUUGUCUUCCCAUGGAAAUAGGAGAAAUGUCCAAUGAGUAAGCUAUUGCCUACAGAUCUAGUAGACUGGUUUAGGCUUGGCCUACUUGUUUUGAUCAUUUUUUUUCAGAUUCAGUUUUUUAUUGGCCAAGUAUACUUACAAAGGCUAUACAAGGAAUUUGACUAGAUGUUAAACUCUGUACAUUUAACAAAUAGACAUAGUACAAAUAGACAUUCAAUAAACAAUAGUAAUAAAGACAAAUAGCCUACUGUACAAUAAACAACAUAGGCACAUAUCAACGUAUUAACAUAAUAUACAAAAUAUAUACAAAUUAUUUUUGUAUGUUCUGUGUGUAUGAUCUAAUAUUUAUCGACCCAAUUCUGAUAUUGGUCAUUGUUCCGUCGAAGUGCUGUGUAAAGCUGAAUUUUUGCAUGGUUGGCUCUCUAAGGGCUUGCCUCUGGGUCUUCAGCUGAUGGCGGGACGUCCUGCGCAUUAGUAGCGCAACGCCGAGACUCCCAAAUAUAGACAAGGGAGCCUCCCACUCACGGAAGUAUAUUCAAGUUUUUUAGCGGAGGGUUCUUUACGAUGACAAAUGUAAAGUAGGCUAACGUUCGCUUAAACAUCUCAGCAAUGACAGAAAAACAUCCUGUAUCCAAACUGAAAAGAAGGAAAACCUCACUGGAAGAAUGUAAAUCUGAGCAACCUCAUCGGACUGUACCUCGAGAGAGCAUGGGAAGUUUUCUUGCACUACAGGAACAGCGGCCCAGCUGCAACAGAGCAGCCUACUGCCCCAGCGGAGUGGUGCAGGAUGUCCAGGACUGGUGGGCCCAGCCUGGGCUGCCCCCUGAGCGGCUGUGGGCUCUAACCCUGCAGGCCUUCAGUGCCCAGCCUCCAGAACCUUCCGCCACAGAGCAGCUGCCCGAACUCCCGUCGCCACAUACACAGACAUGUGCCAGGGUGAAGCCAGCCGAGUGGAGGUGGUGUUGCCUUGGCGACGAGGUGGGCGCUCUUCCAGAGCGGCCGACGGUGGCCCAGCGUGUGCCCGCCAGCGCUGCCAGCUCAGGUCAGCGUGUGCCCGUCACCCCUGCCAACGCCGUUCCACCAUCGAGACCCACGGAGCCAUGGUGUGCGGUGCCAGCGGCCAGCCCGCGGGCACGGGCGGGUCAGGAGGGUGAGGAGGACGAGGAGGAAGUGGAUGGCGGGCGCCGCAGCGGCCCUGUCACUGUGCCAACCGAGGCGUCUCAGAGGUGGAGCCAGGGUGGCGGUAGAGGGCGGAGGGGCAUCGCCGCGGCAACCAGUAGGCCUGCCGCCUCGUCUGCGUCGUCGUUGGCGGCAGCGACAGACGCUCGGGCGAAAGGCUGGCGAGAGUCCGCUGCUGGCACCGCUGCUACGGCAACAGCUGGUGUCACGCUGGACGCGUUCUUCGGUGGCGGAGGAGGAAGAGGAGGAGGAAGAGGAGGAGGAGGAGGAGGACAGGGGAAGGAGGAGGGGAUCAAGCGACGCCCCACAGACCAGCGGUCAGGCACCCAGGCUCCCCCCACCCCCUCACCAGGGCAGCAGGGGGCAUCAGCCGGAGCAGGAGGGGCAGGAGUCAGAGGGCUGGAGUGCUGCCCGAUGUGCCUGAUGCCUUUCCCUGCAGGCUUCACCCAGAUGGAUUGCGACGGCCAUCUUGCUCAGUGCCUGUCCGAGAUGAACACAGACAUGGUGUGGUGAUGCUUUCACAUGUCUUCUCUGUGUGUGUGUGUGUGACUGACUGAGUGACUCAGUGACUGUGUGUGUGAGUAAGUGAGAAUG
Molecule: messenger RNA, 1894 nt
Organism: Alosa alosa (allis shad)
Lineage: Eukaryota; Metazoa; Chordata; Actinopteri; Clupeiformes; Clupeidae
Product: translation initiation factor IF-2
Exons: 5
Coding region: 731-1813 (360 amino acids)
Molecular function (GO): ubiquitin binding
Source: RefSeq, a predicted model, not a curated record